This is a messenger RNA of Nothobranchius furzeri (turquoise killifish), 4692 nucleotides long. RefSeq names its product SEC14-like protein 2. Lineage: Eukaryota; Metazoa; Chordata; Actinopteri; Cyprinodontiformes; Nothobranchiidae. Gene Ontology annotation, cellular component: cytoplasm. The record is from RefSeq and is a predicted model, not a curated record.
GUGGAUGUCCAGCGGGCUCUGGCGGUCAUGUUUACUCGCUUUUUUUUCUCUCUCUCUGUCUCUGCCGUUUUGUCCACCUGCAGGCCAGGCAGCAGACGGACCGGGUUACAGGAAACCGAAGCCGCUCAUGAACAUCACGGGCAGCCCAUCUGCGGUAAACGGCGGCCGGAGCUUCCGGUUCUCUAAUUCUUUAUUAGACUUUUAAGAAGCGCUGCUGGGUUUAUCUCAGCUUCAGAUCGCAGGCAUGAGUGGAAGAGUGGGAGACCUGGGUCCGAAACAGGCUGAAGCGCUAGAACAAUUUCGGGCGAGGAUACAGGACAUUCUUCCUCAUCUUCCGGCCCAGCAUGACCACUUCCUGUUACGCUGGCUCAGAGCCAGAAACUUCAACGUUCAGAAGUCCGAGGCCAUGCUGCGAAAGCAUCUGGAGUUCAGGAAACACAUGAAAGUGGACUCAAUAAUCAGUGACUGGCGCCCCCCAGAGGUGAUAGAGAAGUAUCUGUCAGGAGGCAUGUGUGGCUACGAUCGCGAGGGCAGCCCCGUCUGGUACGACGUGAUCGGACCCAUGGAUCCCAAAGGCCUCUUCCUGUCUGCCUCCAAGCAGGACUUCAUCAAGUCCAAGAUCCGGGACUGUGAGAUGCUGCAGAAGGAAUGUAACCUUCAGUCGGAACGACUGGGCAGGAACGUGGAGUCCAUCACUAUGAUCUACGACGUGGAAGGUCUGGGACUCAAACACCUGUGGAAGCCUGCGAUAGACACGUAUGGAGAGAUCCUACAGACAUUUGAAGAUAAUUACCCAGAAGCCCUCAAGAGGCUUUUUGUUAUUAAAGCUCCCAAACUCUUCCCCGUGGCGUUUAACCUCGUCAGACACUUCCUGUGUGAAAACACACGACAGAAAAUCUCCGUCCUGGGAGCCAACUGGCAGGAAGUUCUGCUGAAGCACAUCGACGAAGAGGAGCUGCCGGUGAUCUACGGGGGGAAGCUGACGGACCCAGACGGAGAUCCUCGCUGUCGGACGCGGAUAAGUCACGUCGGACCAGUUCCACCUUCUUAUUACGUGCGGGACCACGUGAAGGUGGAUUAUGAGCACUGCAUAACCGUCAGUCGAGGUUCUUCCCAACAGCUGGACUAUGAGAUCUUGUUUCCAGGCUGCGUUCUCCGGUGGCAGUUUGCCAGCGAGGGCGCAGACAUCGGGUUUGGGGUGUUUCUGAAGGCUAAAAAAGGCGAGUGGAAGAAGGCUUCUGAGAUGCAGGAAGUCAUUCUCAGCCAGCGGUUCAACUCCCACUUGGUACCCGAGGACGGGUCGCUGACCUGCGAGCGUCCGGGCGUGUAUGUGCUGAGGUUUGACAACACCUACAGCAUCUUCCAGGCCAAGCGAAUCAGUUACACCGUUGAAGUCCUGCUUCCGGAUCGGUUCCAGUCUCCACAGACCAACGACGAAAGCUAGUCGCACGUAGCAUCAGAAUGUUUAGCCUCACACAAGGAUGACACGGUCACCAUGGCAACUGAAUCUGACCCUCAGGCAGGGCUUCUGCUCAUCUUCCCUCCUCAGCCGGACGAGUUUCAGAUUUCAGCUUGACGAACUCCUUGGCCACCUCGUCAGCAGGUCGCUGGGACAGGAUACGCAUCACCGUCACGCCCGUUUCGUCCGUCCGAACCCGCGGUCCAAGGGGACACCAGCACACGCAGCUCUUCCUGUCGGCGACGUCUCGCAGCUGGACCACGGCCAGGCCAACCACUCGGUCCGCUCGGCCAAAGCAGUAGUCCUUCACCGUCACCUGGAGCUCGUAGCAGUCCGGGGACUCUUUACCCAGGAUGCUGCGGGGCGGAGACCAAACAUUCAGGAUCAGAUGCUCUCUAACACGAUCAGUCCCUUUUGAUGGUGUUAUAAACUCCAGACUCACAACUGGAAGGUCUCAUUGAACUUUGCUGUCCAGCUGUUGUUUUUUGAUUUUGUGGUGAACUUGCGCUUUUUGUCUGCCAGGAAGGGACCCGCCAUGGAGACCUCUACAAAAGGUCUGAACAUCCCUGAUGUCUGCCACUUCAUGUCAUUCACAGCGAUGACUGAGUAGCCACGAGAGAGAAAACAGGUGUUAGGACCAAAAAUAAACAAGUUUGAUGUGUUAACAACUCUCGGUCUGACCUCUAACGUUGACCUUGCGCUCCUUGCCGAGCAUCAUGUCGACCUGCAGGACAGCCUCUCCAACCGGCUUCUCUACCCCCGAACCUAUAAAACACAAACUGUUUACUUUAAAGUGGCAAUAUUUAGUUUUCACCAUUAAUCUCUGGAAAUAUCCAUCAAAAUGUUGUUUUAAAGGGACUUUUCGGACGUUUGAAUUUUUAUGCUCGCGAUUGCCCCCUCAGGCCAAAAGCGUAACGGCAGCUUCAAUGGUAGGCUCGUGCACGAGGCGCGCAUGCUGUACGUGCACACUGCUUACCGAAAAUAACAGCUGAGACAGUCCCGUGUGUGUGUGUGUGUGGCCCGGAGGACAGGAGAACGCGCAGCUAAUUAAUUAAAUAAUUUGGUUCUGUACCUUUCUCUUCAGCACAGCCGACAAAGGUUUAUGAUGGGUCAGUCCUCCUGCAUGCUCAGAUCAUUCCCUUCCCUUGCUUGAAAAAUUGUUCCAAAAUGAAAGUUGAACCCACAUCUUUUUUAUCUGUGAAUUCAAUGCCGUUCGGCGAGUCUCAAAUAAAAAUUUGGGCAUCUUACUGUAGAAAAAAUAUACCAUUAAUGUAAAAAAGAAACUCUGAAUAAACUAUGUUCACAUCCAGAAUCAAACCCAGGACUUCUGCACGGGAGUCCAACGUCUUACUAGGUGAGCUAAAGCGCCAGUGACAUCUUUAGUAUCUGUAACAUUUAUAUCCUUGAUGACAGCUGAAACAACGUUCAAAGAACAGUUUGGAGUGAAAAUGACUAUUUUGUUGCUAAUUUGCAGGAAAUAUCUAGAAGAAAGUUCUACAGAAAGUAGCUAAGGGUCCUCAGAAAUGUAGCUAGCUUUGUCACUAGGCGUUAGGAACAGCGACAAAGUGGCACUGCCUCUCUCUCUGCUGCUAAAGCUACGGAUAGCAAAUGCUACGGGCUAUGCCUGAGCGUGAACGCGCAUGAAGCAGCCUGCUCGACCCGAGCAUCUCUCUUUUUCUGUGAUUUUACAGAAAAACAGGCAAUCACAGUAAAAAUGCCAGGGCUCAUUCUACAGGACCAGGGCAUUGCAGGAGAAUGUAUGAAGAAGACAUUUAUUAUUUCUAUUCAUGUUUUGGCUGUCACACUUCCAUAAUGCCCCUUUAAAUUAAUGAAAUAACGCCCUGUUGUUGAAAAUUAUUGCCGGUUUCAUAACACAUAACCAUAAAAAUCUGUUCUGAAAUGCACGCCAUAUUGGACGCCAUGUUUCCUUCUACGGAAGCCCGUGAGGACAAAAUGCAUUUACUGAUUUGUAACAAACGGUUACAAAACUUUCAUCAUUCAUAAAUGAAGCUGGCACUCGCAGAGUACAGACGCUUCUCUUUUUGCUCCCUUAUCUUUUUUUCCCAAGGCUCUUUGUCCUGUCUGCCCACAGAGCGCUUCUCUGCAUUUCUUCUGAAAAACCCUAUUUUUAACCAUGGAUUUGAUGAACUGGUCAUUCAACACGAUUGAUAAGAUUUUUUCAACAAUGAGAACGGAGCAGGGGGCUCCCACAUGUCCACAGGGGACGCACCCGGUGGGGUAUAUGCUGGAUUCCUGGAAGGAGUAGAAGAUCAUAUGCCUCAGCCAGCUGUCCAAUGAGGAUAUCGAAAACGUGUGGUUAUUCGGCCUGAUGAUCACUGGAUUUCUCCUGAUUGGAGUGGGAGGAUAUCUGGUUUUCUGGAAAUUUGGGAAGACAGGAGCGAUUGGAGGGCGACCCGCACCCACAGAAAGCACCGACCGUGUGGAGACUUCUCAGACUGGGACGUUACUCGAGGUGAAUCGUGAGCUGGACAAUGUUCUAGCUGCGAUACCGGUACUAGUGCGCAAAAUGGAUGUCAUCUCGGGAGAGUCACCGGACGGUAUGGACAGGUUUAAAAACCUAAAUUGGCUUCACUGAAGGACUGGAAAUGAUCAGUUUAAAGACUGAAGGCAGAGAGGAAAAUUAUCUCAGCCUGACCUAAACAAAGUCUUGUUAUCUGAAUCUGACGGCCUGGCAGCCGAGCGGUAAGCAACAAACCCCCACGAAGGAAUGCAGACAGAUGCUGUGAAAACCCGACCUACCCCCCCCCCCCACCCUCGGAUUGGUGGACUUCAGCCUGGCGAGGUCAUCAACCUGCAGGAGUCAAUGUGCUCCUCGCUUCUCCCAAGAUCUCCCUCCCACCUGUGGCUACAGUGGCUGAGCGCCGUAGACGGCUGCUCUCGCUGGGGGAAAACAGGAUCCCAGCCCCCCGCCUUCCUAUUGGAGUCUCAUGUUAUGUUGUGGUGUCUGAAGUCUUGCAUAUCUGUGAGGUGUUUUUUUGCAGAGCAAAGCUGCCCUCCUGGUGGGAGGGUAGCUCUGAAGUGCCCUUUUUCCCUCCACCUGAACCAAUCCUCAUGUAACCCUCUUAUCUCUAUUAAGGUAGCGCGACUCAGGGUUGCGAAUGGCCACAGUCACCAAUUCUAGUCAUGUGUCUUGCCCAUGUAUGUCUGAUCUCUGAAUUGUGUGUACUGAAACUCUAAUUUCCCUCUGGGAUUAAUAAAGUAUCUUUGAUUGA